GAGGAAUUUUGACCGGACUGGACCGUCCUCGGUCCACAAAAAUUCCCGAUUCCGGAUUUUCGGUCCAAACCCGAAAAAUUCCGGUCCGGACCGGUUGGACUAGAAUUUCUAUUAUUUUAGUUAAAAAAAGUUUAUAUGUUAAAAAAAUUGAAAGUUAGAAAUUUAAAAACCUACUAUUUAUUACUCUAGGAUUAUUGUUAUUAAAAAUAUUAAUUUAAUUUUUAAUAUGUCUAAUUUAUAAAUAUAUUUAAAUAAAAAAAAAGGUUUUUAUUUUUUUAAAAAAUAUAGAUCCUGGUCCAACUAGUACAAAACGGGACCGAACUGAAAUUUUUCCGGUCCGGUUCUGGUUCAAGAAAAAGACAUAUUCCGGUCCACUAGUCCAGUCGGUUCCGUUUCGGUCCUGGAUCGGUGCACACCCUUAUCAAUAGCAGUAUUAAGAUUUGACCUACACUUUGCAACCUUUUUCUUUAGAAUUUUGAUUGAUUUCUUUUCCAACCUUUUCCUUCACUAUUUAAGUUUUUCUUUCCUAACAUAAAAUAUUAUAUUUAAAUUGUGUAUAGUUGAAUUUUUUAUUAGAUUUUCUUAAAUUAUAGAAAUAUUUCUUGCUUAUAUUAAAUUUUAUUUUUAUAUAUAAUAAAAUUUUAGUGCCACUAACAUUUUUUUGCCCUCAGGCGUCCAAAAUCUAAAAAAGGACAUUGAACAUACAUACUUAUGCAUUUAUACAUACAUAUAUACAUAUAAUAAUUCUAUAUACAUAUAUACUCCUUCAAAUGCUAAAUAAAACUAAACAUGCGUGUGUUCAUAUUAAUGUCAGUUUUCAUUUUCGAGUUUCAUAAUUUUAAAGUUAUCAAGUCAUAUUGAUACUGAUAAUUGAAAUUUUAGAAGCACAUUUUUCGAUUUACAUUAUUUAUGCUUCUACGUUUUCUAAAAAGAACUGAUAAAGUGACUAUAAUCAUAAUCUAAUGUUCCUUUGGGCAUCAUUCUAAAUUUUUAUUUUUUGGUUUUAUAAAUAUAAAAGACAUAUGAUGUAAGGGAUAUAUAAAUUCAAGAUUAGUCAUAUUUAUAUUAAAUAUGUCAAUUAUAAAAACUCAUACUAAAAACUGAAAAAUCAUUUUUCUGAUCUUCAUAUUUUUAUUUUUAUUUUUUCAAAAGCUUAAAAAAAAAAAACGAUGACGGAGCAGUCCUAAACCUUUUGUUAUGAUUUUAUGAACGAGCAGCUUGUGGGAGCUUGCAUAAUGUAUAAUAAUCCAUAUUGCGGCGGACCAUUCAGAAAACUGUUUAACCAGGAUGUGUUAGUAUAUUUGUAUUAGAUUUUCUUAUAUUAGGAAAGUUAUGAUUGUCCGUGUUUGAAGGAGUAAACCAUCCCCACUUAUGGGUCUCAAAAAACAACAGUCAAAAACAAAAACAAAAAACCUUUACUUUCCUAUGAAUUUUGUCUUGAACAAACAGUCAGAACCUUCAAACUUUUUUUCACCUCCAAGUAUUUGUCUUGUCAAAGGCUCAAAGCAACUCUGCGUUUUCUCGAUAUGCGACCAUCCCUUGAGGAAAAAAAUGUUGAAUUCUCGUCUAAUAAAAUCAAAAUUCCUACCAUCAAAUUGCUAAAUAAUCAAUCAACCAAACGUAUUUGUACUUACCUAUAUAUACAUGAACAUCAACAACUUCAUACAUCAAUCGUCAUAUCCACAAUAGACAGAAAAACCACUCACAAAACAUAAAACCAAAAAGAAAAAGAGAUAGAUACGUACAACUAAAUAAACUUUUGAAAAGGAUCUAGCAAAAGUAGUAGUACCUUUUUCAGAAAUUAAAGUGCCCAAAAAGAAAGAAAACCAAACUUUUAUUUCACAACAUUCUGCAUAUUUCAUAACAAAGCUAUUAAGUAGUUAGCCAUGCAACGUUCAAUGGUCUCCAAAGCCCUGACCUCAUCAACCCAAAUCCUUCGCCCGGUAUCCCGUAUCCCUCCAUCCAACCCAAAACCGUCAUGCGACAUCUUCAUCAACCACCGAGGGACCGACACGAAGAGGACGAUCGCCGGUCUUCUCUACCAACAUCUCUCAAGUCUCGGAUACCAACCCUUUUUGGAUAGCAAGAGCAUGAAACCUGGGGAUAAACUAUUUGAGAAAAUUGACAUUGCAGUAAGAAAUUGUCGGGUUGGAUUGGCAGUUUUUUCCCCACGUUAUUGUGAAUCAUAUUUUUGUUUGCAUGAACUUGCCUUGAUGAUGGAGUGCAAGAAGAAAAUCGUGCCAAUUUUUUGUGAUUUGAAGCCCUCAGAACUCCAUGUUAAGGACAAUGGGAGUUGCUCGACCAAGGAACUUGAUAGGUUUCAUAAGGCCGUUGAGGAAUCUAAAAACAUCGUUGGACUAACAUUUGAUACUUUAAAUGGGGAUUGGUCAGAGUUUUUGACAAAUGCAACAGAUGCAGUCGUUCAAAGCUUGCUUGAAACCGAAGAAGAUGAGAAGUACCUUAAACCUAAGAUUACCGAAUAUUAUAAUGGAAACUAAGAAUCCUAAAUAAAUCAUUAUCAUUCAUUUAUUCUUUUUUAAACUUUUUUUGAAUUUUUUGACCUAAAAAAUAUAUUUUAGGAGUAAUAAUUUUUUAUGGCAAGCUUAACAAAUAUGAUAAAUUAUAUAUCUUUAUUCCUUUGUAUAUGUACUUUAAUUUGUAAAUUAAAGGUGAGGAAAUAUAUUAGAGUCCUAAAACUAACACAAUUUUUCCAAACCCUAAAUUAGAAGACCCUUUUUUAUUGGUUAAGGUAAGGAAACUAGGGUUGUGUAAAAAAACUCGAUCACCACCUAAACCUAUCCUCUUGUAUAGGAGGGCCAAUUACUCUAAAAACAAAAGGUUGUAUCUUCUAGCUAGCCUUUUUUUGUAUUUGUAAUAAACAUUGAAUAUAUAGGUGUUUGUAUCUUUCUCUUGACCGAUCACUCAAAUGAUGUAAAUGAAAAGAAAGAGAUUUGUA
Beta vulgaris subsp. vulgaris (sugar beet) is the source of this 2956-nucleotide messenger RNA. Its product is annotated as probable 2' cyclic ADP-D-ribose synthase BdTIR. Gene Ontology annotation, biological process: signal transduction. The transcript has 2 exons. Lineage: Eukaryota; Viridiplantae; Streptophyta; Magnoliopsida; Caryophyllales; Amaranthaceae. The record is from RefSeq and is a predicted model, not a curated record. Bases 1887 to 2498 code for a protein of 203 amino acids.